GAAUCCUCUCUCUUGUAUAAAUUGAGACUGUUUCCGCAAAUUCCACCAGAUUCCUCCCGAACUUCCCUUCCAGUCAACAACAACUUCUUCCCUCACAUAAAAGUUCCAGUAUUAAAAUUAGCAAUAAACCCCAAACUCCUUCGGAAUGUGACCAACCUGCUCAGUUCUCACUAACUGUACUCCUUUUUCCUGUCUUUUCAAAGUACCUGGGCUAUCAGCGAAUAAAAAUCAAAUUCUGACAGCAUUAGAAUAACUAUCUCAGAAAAUUUUUGGAAUCCGGUCCAUUCAGUUGCAAUGUGAUUCGUACUUUGGAAUGAACUUGUUCUUACGCUUGUUUAAUAUUGAGGCAAAAACUAAAUUGCAUAAUCCAAAUCCUCCCUUCAAUCCUGCUGCUGCUGCUACAUUUACAUGACAGCGAAUAUCAUUGGAAUUCGAACCUUGUCCAUAUAAAGUUGAGACGACUUGAGCCCUGAGACAUUUCACGUGGUCACAAAAAAAGUAGAAAAAUGGGCCCUCAUCUUCUUCUCUCCAAACUUUUCCCACACCAUCACCAGCAAAUUCUACAAGUGGCAAUGUUGCUUCUCGUUAUUUCGUCUUGUGGGGCAAUCACCACCACGAGAAACAAGAAGGAGAUUAACAGCAUUAUUAACACCACCAGCAACACUACCACUUCAACAACAGGAACGAGUACCAGCAUAAAUGUAAAUCUAAAUAAGCCAUCCACUGAAGAAGUACGGGAUGGCUCGCCUCCGAAGAGUUUGCCCAUUUUACUUGAGCAAAUAGGCCAAGCUGACUUAUCAUCUGCUGCCACUCCUUCGCUAAUUGGAGGGGGCAGCGACGGUGGGCGCCAGGCUCGGUCGUCCGGGUGGGUGUGGAAGGAAUCUACGGAAGGGCCGUCAUCAGAGGAGAAGAAUGAGACGAAGGGUGUCGACCAGGACGAGGGUGGUGGGGCGCAGGCAGUGGGCGACGGAGCAGAGGGUCGCGGCUACUAUACAUUUGGAGACCGCUGGACCACGUCACCGUAUCCGUCAACGUCAACCUCUGCGGGCGGCGCUUGUAUUUGCGUGCCGUACUAUUUGUGCGACGAGGGACAGGUCGUUACGAUAAUUGAUAUUCGUCAUGGAUGGGGUUGCAACUCUGUUCUCGAAGUUUGCUGUCGAAAUCCAAGGCCCACCGUGCCCACUGUGCCCACAAUUCCACCACCUUAUCCCACACCGGUCCCCACGUCCCCACCCAUCACCGCCCAACCAGGCUUCACCCCACAAUGUGGCACCCUCAAUCCGAACGGAGUUAAUGCCCGCAUCCUCGGAUUUAAGGAUUCCGAGUCUCAGUUUGGCGAAUACCCGUGGAUGGCUGCUAUCCUCGAGUCAAAGUUCAUACGAGGAAAAUGGGUUUUGCAAUUUUUGUGCGGAGCAUCUUUAAUUACACCACAGGUCGUUCUGAGUGCGGCACACUGCGUCAAAGGAAAACGUGUGUCAAAUCUCAUCAUACGGCUGGGAGAAUGGGACACACAGUCGACCAAUGAGUUCUAUCCCUAUCAGGACAAAAAAGUUACGGAUAUGGUGAUUCAUCCAGAAUUCUACAGUGGUGGAUUGUACAAUGAUAUUGCCCUACUUUUCCUCCGGACUUCUUCAAUUCUGGCACCUCACAUCGACACGAUUUGCUUACCCCGUUCACAGAGCCCCUCGUUAACUGAGUACGACCCGUCCUCUUGCUGGGCAACCGGUUGGGGUAAAAAUGCGUUCGGCCCCACUGGACAGUAUCAAGCCAUCAUGCGCGAAGUCGAACUUGCCAUCACACCCAACGACGCUUGCCAAAGCGCCCUUCGUAAAACAAACCUCGGACCGAACUUUAACCUCCACUCGAGUUUCAUCUGCGCAGGGGGACAGAAGGGACUGGACACUUGCAUUGGAGAUGGAGGGGGUCCCCUCGUUUGUCCCAGUUUGUAUGACCCUUGGCGUUACAUUCUCGUUGGAAUCACCUCAUGGGGGAUAAAAUGCGGAACUUAUGCCGUCCCGGGAGUUUACACCAAUGUCCCCAAGUUCCGAUCAUGGAUCGAUUCUGAAAUAUAUCAGAGGUUGCCGUACAAUGCAAGCCGGUGGACUCUUCCCCUGCCUCCGCAGGGUGGGUGACGACUUUAGGGAGGGGAUACUUAGUAAAGUUGGUCGUGGUGAAAAGGGAUCCAAUAAAAAUUCUGUCAAAUCUGGAGAUAAUUUGAGAAAUGGUUGUACUUUGUCGAAAAAAUUGGGCCAAAAUUUUGUAGUAGUUGAAAUAGCAAUUAUUGUAAUUAAUUAUUGGUAUAUUUACAAGUAUUGUACUUAAGGCCCCAAAUGAAUUUGAAUAAUUUAAAGUAAUCUGUUUACUUGA
Folsomia candida is the source of this 2367-nucleotide messenger RNA. RefSeq names its product phenoloxidase-activating factor 2. The coding region runs from base 507 to 2132 and encodes 541 amino acids. Gene Ontology annotation, biological process: proteolysis. The transcript is spliced from 8 exons. The record is from RefSeq and is a predicted model, not a curated record. Gene Ontology annotation, molecular function: serine-type endopeptidase activity. Lineage: Eukaryota; Metazoa; Arthropoda; Collembola; Entomobryomorpha; Isotomidae.